Molecule: messenger RNA, 1878 nt
Organism: Linnemannia hyalina
Lineage: Eukaryota; Fungi; Mortierellomycota; Mortierellomycetes; Mortierellales; Mortierellaceae
Source: the annotation of a GenBank genome assembly
AUGUCUCCUGACCGCGUCCUCGUUCGUGCUCUUCCACAUCCCCUGGCUUCAACCAACAAAAAAGUCACUCUCUCCCUUCGGCGCACCACCCCCAGUCAACCUUCCUCCUCUCAGCCCUUGUCGCCCCAACCGCCACUCACACCCGAUACACCCACCAGCUCUACUACCCGUUCAGAGCCAUCCCGCGCACCCCUGAAUAUCCAAAUCCCCAACUCUCCCCGCCGCAUCAACAUGCUCUCGUCGUUAGCUAGCCCCAGUAGUGGUGAUCAGGAUUCGAUGGUUUCGACCAGGCGGUUGACAAGACUUACAGGAGUAUCCGUAGCAGUCUCUGCAGCAGCACAGGAGUACGGUCGGACAUCGUCCUUUGCCACCGUCGCACAGACGACGACGAAUCCCACCAAGAAGUUCAGUGCUCAAUUUUACAAAAACGGCUUGCCUAUCAAGUCUGCAAUGAAGAGCCCCGCCACAACACCCGUGGAUGUAAAGACCAACUCGGUUGCACUCUGCCGACCUUCGUCCAUCCGCUCCUACUCGUCGCCAACACCCCUGACCAGCCCCAAAUACGUCCAUUUCAACACUCAACUGGAGCAUGUCCGUCUCUUUCUGCAAGGUGAGACGCCUGCUUGCGUAGGCGAACGCGAGACACUAGUCGAUCCUCGUCAGCACGACCGCUCAACGAGCGACAUCAAAGUCGCUUUGUCCAACUGGACCCCAGUCGUGGCAGACUCGUUCCAGCCCGUUAAUAUUGAUUCGGGCGCGGCCCCCCUGCGUGUCGAGACGGUGGUUCUCUCGGAGGACCAGACAGAGCUCCGUGGCAAGAUUCUGGUUCAGAACAUUGCCUUCCACAAGCAUGUCUCUGUUCGGUACACGAUCGACUUUUGGCAGACGCAGUGCGAGGUUGGCGCCGAGUUUGAGGAGUCCAUCAAGGGUACAUCCGUGGAUCGGUUCUCGUUUGUGAUUCCUCUCGACAUGGAGCGAACGAUGGUGGAAAAGACGUUUUGCUUGGCAGUGAGGUACAGGGUCAUUGGACGAGAGUUCUGGGAUAGCAACAACGGCAUGAACUACCAUAUCGAGUGCAAGCGUGUUGUUGUCGUAGCGCCGCCCACAGUCUCGGACCUGUCCAAACAGAUGACGAGCUUGCUCUUGGGUACACCAGUGGCCGACUACAGCAAGCCCGUCCUCAAGAAGAAGCUUGCGAGUCGCUACGAUCUCACAAGCUCGCUCUCGGCCGCCUACGGCCAGCCCAUCGCAAUCCCCACCCGUUCUACCGCCUCCAACUUGCCUUUUGGUGCCGCCCGGACAGCCAGUCCCAACGGAUUGUCGGCCAUCCCUCCCAGCCAGACUGCCUACAGACCCAGCGAGUACAUCACUCCUUCUCCUCCUCAAAAUUACCACCACUCGCUCUAUGCGUCUUCACCAAAGUUUAUGAACCCUUAUCUGGAAGCGGCUUCUCCUCCAGAGCAUUUCCACGUUGGAUUCGAUAUGCUCUCGCUGGAUCGCCCCAUGGUUAGCAAGCGAGGAACUCGCAACAGCUGGAAUGUUGAUGUUGGCUUCAAUUCGGCCCAUCCUUCGUCUGCAAACUCCGCCAACGGUACUUCUAUCACUAUUCCUUCCGGCCCUGCACGGUCGCAGUCAUACCCUGUCAGUCUCUAUGGACCCUACUCUUCAUCUCCUAAGGCUUCAGCCCCCAUCUCGAUCCCCGCCAACCAGGUUCAUCAGCAACAGCAACAACAGCAACAGGAUGGCCAUCGCCUUCCAGUGGAUUCUUCGAGCUACUUUGAUCUAGUCGAUCGGUACUGCUUUUACGAGUCGAGCCCCCACACAAGUCCAUACUCUAGCUACCCCAACUCUCCCCCAGCCCCUUGCAUCCGAGGUUAA